Ctenopharyngodon idella (grass carp) is the source of this 5984-nucleotide messenger RNA. It is a transcript of the gene otol1a, whose product is annotated as otolin 1a. The record is from RefSeq and is a predicted model, not a curated record. Gene Ontology annotation, molecular function: protein binding. Lineage: Eukaryota; Metazoa; Chordata; Actinopteri; Cypriniformes; Xenocyprididae.
UGUUUUUUUUUUAUUCAUAAAUACUUAAAAAUGAUUAUUUAUGAUAAUUAUAAAUAGAUAUAAAUAUAAAAAAAAUAUUUUAUACACAUAUUAUUUUACAUUUGUAAUAAUUCAUAAAUAUAUUUUUGGGGCGAGUCACACAUAAUAUAUUUUACAGCUGCCCUGAACUAACCUUGUCAUAAAAAGGUCACAGUGAUAAUUUAAAAGACUUUACAGUCAAGUAGAUUUUUUCUUUUUCAAAUAUUAAUAAGCAAUUUUGUUAGAAUACUAUUUCUGUUACUAAGAAAUAAAAAAGAGAAUGCUUAAUUGACUUUGACAUUAAAUAAUCAAAAUGAAUGUUAGUCCAAAAAUUUAAAACAUGGUCAUAAUGCUCAAAUUGUGAUUUUUGUUGAGACCUGUUUCUUGCCUGACCGAAACACUAUAGCAACAAAACACCCCAAAACACCCUAUAGCUUUGUGGCAGCAAGUUUCUUCCUAAAAGUUUAGAUAAAACGUACAUUGUUGAAGAGUUUGAUUACGCCCAGUUUAAGGUGUCAUACCUUGGUCAUGAACACAGUCACGCUUUAAUCACACUCCACUGAUCUGACAAACACCGGAGGUGUAAUUUAAACGUUUUUCCUUGAAUGAUGUCAUUGCACCGCUGGAACAGAUCUUAUCACGUCGAGAGGUAUGAGAUGAACAUCUUAACUCUGGGGUUACUCUGGUCAAUAACCCCCUGAGAUAUAAAAGUCACUAGUGCUGGAUUUCCUGAAGGAGGGCCACAGAAUGACUGCCAUGACUUUGUUUCAUGGGCCAACGUCUCAUUUGCUUUGAUUAUUUGGCUUCCCUUUGAGCUUCGGCCAAAUGGACCAGUUACACAGAAUUCAGGCCACAUUUCUGUAGAAGGCAGUUUUGACCCGGGGUUUCGUCGUUCAAAUUUUGUACAUUUAUACUGUUAGGAAGCAGACUGUGUGUCUGAUGGAAGGGUUUGAAGGCGUCUAGGAUACACGACCAUUCGCCCCCCAAGUGUUAGUGUUUUCUCCACUGAGACCGUUCAAAAAUCCCCCAAAAGUCUCUGAUUCUCUUUGAUCCUUGGGAAAAUCAUGACUUACUCAACCUUUGUGGAGCACAUAAGAGAGCAUCAGUGUUCACUGAUAUCAUCAGUUAAAUAUUUUUAUAAUAUAGCCUACAAUAUAUAAAAUUUACACUACCAUUCAAAGUUUGGGGUCCGUACAAAAUUUUUUGUGAGAGAAAUUAACUUUUAUUCAGCAAGGAUGCAUUAAAUUAAUCAAAAGUGAGAGACAUUUAUUAUGUUACAAAAACUUAUUUGCAAAAAGUUGUAAAUUAAAGAGUAUUACGUUUUUACAAGAAAGAAGUCUUUCUACUUCAAAAUUUCACGGUUAAUUGUGUUACUUGCCUUUUUAUUUGUAAUUAUUUGUGAAUUUUUAGAGUGAAAAUGGUUUCAAAGUAAAUCCUACAGCAAAUUUGAUUCAAUCUAAUUCAAGUAGAUGCUUUUCUUUUGGACUUUUUUAAUUAUCAAAGAAUCCUGAAAAAAAUGUAUCAUGGUUUCCACAAAAAUAUAUUAAGCUGCAUAACUGUUUAAACAUUGAUAAUAAGAAGAAAUGUUUAUUGAACAGCAAAUCAGCAUAUUAGAAUGAUUUCUGAAGGAUCAUGUGACACUGAAGACUGGAAUAAUGAUGCUGAAAAUUCAGCUUUGCCAUCAUAGGUAAAUAACACUUUAAAAUAUGUUAAAACAUUUAUUUUAAAUUGUAAUAAUAUUUCACAAUUUUUGCUGUAUUUUUAAUGAAAUAAAUGCAGCUUUGGUGAGCAUAAGAGACUUCUUACUGACCCCAAACUUUUGAACGGCAGAGUCUGAGCUCCUUUCCAUUAUAUGAAACUCUCAUAUAGUGACCUAAAAAGUAUUUGGGCGCAUAAGUUACACCUAAUGUAUGGGUUUCAUUGCAUUAUAUACAAAAUAUUAAGUGUCAUGUUCACAGAAAUAACACUUUCUGAGCCAUUUUUAGUGGAUGUAAAGUCAUGUAUAAAGUUCACAUUUGCCCUUGAAAAAUGUGCUCUUUCUUUGUGUGAACUAAGUGACCAGAUACAUUUAAUCAAUUAUGUAUAAUUACAUAAUUUUUCCUAAUUUCCUGUUGAUUCUUAGUCAUAUGAUGAAUGAAGAGGAUACAUAGACAGGUAUAUGUGUGUAUACUCAUGUGUAACCAUUUGCAAAUUAAUUGCCCUUCUACACGAUAUAACACAGUAAGGGAUACAGAUGCAUGAGAAUGAGGCGGACUGAUAUGUUACUUUCUAAAGCCAUCACAUUAGCUUCUCCUCAGGUAUCAAAUCCUCGGGUCUGUGCCAAGUGUAUGUCACCUGCCCAUGCUGCAGAAAACACUCUCAUUGGCUGGGCUAAGGGGGGACGGGGAGGCACAGGUUGUUAAAAGGUAGUGAACUGGAUGCUGAUUUCUCUUAGAGAAGGGAACGGAGAGGUGGCACUGAAGUUAGAUGACUAGCGCGUUUGGCUGCUGUUUGUGUGCAGCUAUUGGGACAAUGCCCAAUAUUCUCCACCCAGUCAUCCUGCUGAUGGCCUUGCUGGAGGUAACAACAAGGACUCAAGCAUCACUACCCAAGACCACACAGUGGCCACGACUGAAACCCACAAAGAAGCCUCCGCCUCGAGAUGAAGGGGGUCCUCCACAGCUGCCAGCCCGCUUGGGGUCCCAUUCGAUCACUACCACUGUGAGCCCCACCGCCAUUGGCAUCACAGAGGAAGUCACAGACUCCAUGAUGGAUGCGUACUCUAUUUCCCCCACCGACAGCACCACUUACUCCAGUGAUGCUUAUUCUGCUGACUACCACACGGAGGCCAUGGUUCCUCCUGGGGUGGGCCCUGGGAACUACACGUUGGACUACAACGAGUGCUUUUUCAACUUCUGUGAGUGUUGUCCACCAGAGAGAGGUCCUCCAGGACCGGUAGGAGAAAAGGGAUUGCCGGGUAUUCCAGGAGAAAAGGGGGAGAUGGGACCUCCUGGACUUCCAGGUCAAGAUGGACUCACUGGCACUCCAGGGCCACAUGGAGAAAAAGGAGAGAAAGGUGAUCCUGGAGUGAGUGGGCUACCUGGGAUUCCCGGUGUUACUGGGAAACAAGGAGAGAAAGGUGAAAUGGGCCUCAAAGGAGACAAAGGAGAUACCGGUUUACCCGGGCUGAAAGGAGACCCAGGGGACAGGGGAGAGCCCGGCUGGAAUGGAACAAAGGGAGAAGCGGGUGAGCCUGGCAUACAAGGACUGGCUGGCCCCCCCGGACCAGAUGGCAUCAAAGGGGAGAAAGGUGACAAAGGAGACUGUCCAUUUGGAGAGAAAGGGCAGAAAGGCAGUAUGGGGGAGCCAGGGCCUCAAGGGCCAAAAGGAGACAUGGGCGUGCCAGGUCUGAAUGGCACAGAUGGGCUUCCUGGGGCUAAGGGGCUGAAGGGAGACCCAGGACCCCCAGGUAAGCAGGGAGAGCCUGGUCCUCCAGGACCCCAUGGACCACCAGGGCAGAGGGGGAUGCCAGGGAUGAAAGGCACACGAGGCCUAAAGGGAGCACGAGGUGUCAGGGGAUUCAAGGGCCUUAAAGGUGAACCUGCCGUUCAGAAGCGUUCAGCAUUUAGUGUCGGUCUUUUUCCUAGCCGAUCGUUCCCGCCACCUGGCCUGCCUAUCAAGUUUGACAAAGUCAUUUACAACGAGGAGGGCCACUGGGACCCCCAUGCCAGUAAGUUCAAUUGCACUCAUGGAGGAGUUUACGUCUUUUCCUACUACAUAACUGUGCGCAAUCGCCCCCUGCGUGCAGCCCUGGUAGUGAAUGGCAUUCGGAAACUGCGAACUCGUGACUCCCUUUAUGGCCAGGACAUUGACCAGGCCUCCAACAUGGCAGUGCUUCGUUUAUCAUCUGGAGACCAGGUAUGGCUGGAGACUUUGCGGGACUGGAACGGUGUUUAUUCCAGCAGCGAGGACGACAGCACAUUCUCUGGAUUCCUGCUCUAUGCCGAUGCAACCAAGGACUGAUGGCCAGGAAUCGCAUUGACCUCUGGAUGAACCAUUUUAGACCUAUACUUUGUUUUGUAGGGGUGAACUGGAAGCCACAUAUAUUACCUAAAGUACUUGAGCCCUGAAUUUAGAUUUGUCUACUAACACUAAAUUAUACAGCCACUAAUUAUUAUGCUACCUGUUUUAUUGCCAGAAUAAUCGUUGCUUGAUUGCAUUUAUUUUUUAAUAAGCUGAUGAUUUGUGGCAGCUAUAGCUCUUAACAUAUUUAUACAACUAAACUGGCAACUUAUGCAAUAAAAUUAAUAAUGCUUUAUUUUGGUCUUGCUUUCUUACCUAAAGAUCACACUAUGCUGUGAUUUUUAAACAUUUUUUUGUAAUGUUAAUUUCUUUUUAAUAAAUGCAAGUGUUAGUUCUGUUAAUUAUAAGUGAUAAUUUAUAUUAUCACAUAUAUUAUAUAUUAUAUUUAUAAAAAUUCUGUUAAUUUUUUCGUUCACGUAACCACUGGAAUAAUUUUUUCCAAGGAAUUUUUUUGUAAUUGCAUUAAAACACAUCUAUUUAUAUCCUUUAAUUAAAAUACUAAUGCAUUAUGGCCUAAAAUUAAAUGAAACACACACUCACACACACAACCGGUCAAAAGUUUGGAGUUGGACAUAUUACUAUUUAAAAAAACAGUAAUAUUGUGAAAUAUUAUUACAAUUUUAAAUGAUGGUUUUCUAUUUUAAUAUACUUUAAAAUAUAAUUUAUUUCUGUGAUACAAAGUUAAAUUUUCAGCAUCAUUACUCCAGUCUUCAGUGUCACAUGAUCCUUCAGAAAUCAUUCUAAUAUGCUGAUUUGAUACUCAGUUAUUAUCAAUGUUGGAAACAGUUGUGCUGCUUAUAAAUAUUUUUUGGAACCUGUGAUAUUUUUUUCAGGAUCCACUGACAAAUAAAAAAUAAAAAAGAACAGCAUUUAUUCAAAAUAGAAAUCUUUUCAAACAAUAUAUGUUUAUUCAUUUAACACAUCAUUGCUGAAUAAAAGUAUUAAUUUCUAUCAAAAAAAGAAAGAAAAAAUUUACUGACCCCCAAACUUUUGAACGGUAGUGUAUAUUGUUACAAAAUAUUUCUACUUUAAAUACAUUUUUUUUUUUUUUUACUUUUUAUUCAUCAAAGAAUAUUAAGCAGCACAACUGUUUCCAACAUUGAUAAUAAAUCAGCAUAUUAGAAUGAUUUCUGAAGGAGCAUGUGACACUGAAUUUGAUAGAAUGAUAACAUGUAUCUGAACAAGAUGUCCAGGACCUCCGGCAGAAAAAUAGGCCCACAACAUUAAAGAUCCAGCAGUAUAUUUAACCGUGGGCAUGGGGUACUUUUUAUCUGUGUGCACCAAACCCAUCUGGUGGGUUUGCUGCCAAAAAGCUCUUUUUUAGUUUCAUCUCACCAUAGAAGCCGGUCCUGUUUGAAGUUCCAGUCUUGUCUGACAACUGAAUAUGCUGGAGAUUGUUUCUGGAUGACAGCAGAGGAUUUUUCUUGAAAACCUCCCGAACAACUUGUGGGGAUGUAGGUGCUGUUUGAUCUUUUUUUUUAGGCUUUCUGACCCAGAGACUCAACUAUUUUCUGCAAUUCUCCAGCUGUGAUCCUUGGAGAGUCUUUGGCCACUUAAACUCUCCUCCUCACCGUGCAUUAGGACGAUAGAAACACACGUUCUCUUCCAGGCAGAUUUAUAAAAUUUCCUGUUGAUUGGAAAUUUUUAAUUAUUGCCCUGAUGGUGGAAAUGGUCUUUUUCAAUGCUUUAGCUAUUUUCUUACAGCCACUUUCUAUUUUGCGAAGCUGAACAAUCUUUUGCUGCACAUCAGAACUAUAUUCUUUGGUUUUUCUCAUUGUGAUGAAAGAUUACGGGAAUUUGGCCUUUGUGUUUCCUCAUGUUUAUACUCCUGUGGAACAGGAAGUCAUGGCUGGACAAUUUCAUGUUCAUGAUCACCCUGGUGUGCUAAAAAAAAAAUGUAAAUA